Messenger RNA from Phyllotreta striolata, 546 nucleotides. NCBI's taxonomy places the organism in Eukaryota, Metazoa, Arthropoda, Insecta, Coleoptera, Chrysomelidae. The record is from the annotation of a GenBank genome assembly.
GACAGAAAUGACAGAUUUUAAUUUGUAAGUCAUUGUUGAAUUUUGUACACAGUAAAAGAGAGUGACUCGAAGAUAUUUUUCUUAAAAUGAGUUUCGCAUUGCCUUCUGUUAAACCGAGGACAACGGUACCGGACAGUUUUAGUAUCCAAGAAGACUCUUUUGGAGGACAUGAUUUAAUGAGACAUGGGCUCUCCUCAAUUAAGCAAAAUACACAAGAAUCACAUCCUUUGGCAUCUCAAAUUAAGAAUGAAGAAAAUAAAUACAAGAUGAAUAUGACAGUUCUUCGUAACAUUCAAGGGAUACACGCACCCCUUCGUAUUGCCGUUGAAAUGAAAGCAGCCAAAAAAAUAGGCAGGCUGCCUUUUCUGCCAUCGUCGAAUAUUAUGCACGAUGUAUUAACUGGAAAUGAUUUUGAUAUUGGGCCAAAAGACGUAUUCAACACUUCAGAAUUUAUGGAAUUGUCUGGCCAGCCUCAUGCUGUCAUGGAAAAAUCAUUAGGAAUAUUGUAAAAUUAGUAUUUUGUACUUUAAUAAACCCUAUAAGCUA